Messenger RNA from Tinamus guttatus (white-throated tinamou), 443 nucleotides. The record is from RefSeq and is a predicted model, not a curated record. Lineage: Eukaryota; Metazoa; Chordata; Aves; Tinamiformes; Tinamidae.
AUGGCUAAUGGGAAGUCCUUAAACCAUGAACUUUCUGAAGUUUUCAGUGAGCUGUGGGAUAUGGAUGUUAACCGCUUCACGCCUGGGAAAGACUACACGAUCGAGCUGCAGGGAAAAGCAGGUGACGGUGCUACCCAAGAUGGUGCAGCCAGACAUCUGUUUCACCACGUGAAUGAGGAACGCAUGAAGAGCAUAAAAACUUUUGCGACCUUUAUUUCCUUAUUGGACAACUAUGAGACAUCAACUGGUGUAGCAGAAGUAGUGACUCCAGAAGAAAUAGCUGAAAACAAUCAUUUUCUUGAUGCUAUCUUAGAAACUGAAGUCAUGAAACUAGCUCAUCAGUAUCUGGUUAAAAAAAACGUGGCAGAGGCAAACCUUACAGAUUUCAAAUCCCAGCUCUAUGACAUCUGGUUUCAGCUCUACGCCAGAAAAGAAGGCGGCAG